AUGGCCGCUACCGUGUUUCAUUUCGGCUUGUGGAGCAACGUGCGCGUGAAAGCGAAGCGUUUGUUUUUCGCAAGCGGCGUUCGCGAGCUCAGGGCAUGCCGUUGGCGCGAGGGCUCCACGCUGACGUCCAGCGCAGCGCGUCGCAUGUUUAUAGAGUUCUUCAAGGAGAGACACGGGCACAGGGUGGUGCCCUCGGCGCCGGUGCGGCCGCGGGGAGACCCGAGCCUGCUGUUCGUUAACGCGGGCAUGAACCAGUUCAAGCCCAUCUUUUUGGGCACAGUGGACCCUCGCAGUGAGAUGGCGCGGUAUCGGCGAGUAGUUAACAGCCAGAAGUGUGUUCGUGCUGGAGGCAAACACAACGACCUGGACGACGUGGGCCGCGAUGUCUACCAUCAUACCUUCUUCGAGAUGUUGGGAAACUGGUCCUUCGGAGACUACUUUAAGGAAGAGGCUUGUGCCAUGGCUUGGCAGUUGCUCACGGGGUCGUAUGGAAUCCCACGAGAUCGUCUCUACGUGUCCUACUUUGGUGGUGACCGAACGCUGGGGCUUGAAGCAGAUGAAGAAACCCGGGAAAUCUGGCUGAAUAUUGGGGUUCAGCCUAAUCGCAUUUUACCCUUUGGAAUGAAGGACAAUUUUUGGGAGAUGGGAGAGACAGGACCCUGUGGUCCCUGCACAGAGAUUCACUAUGAUCACGUUGGAGGUCGGGAUGUCGCCCACUUGGUCAACAGUGACAGCUCAGAUGUGGUGGAGAUCUGGAACCUUGUCUUCAUGCAGUACAGUCGUGAAGCUGACGGCAGCCUUCGUGCGCUCCACCAGCACAGUGUGGAUACAGGCAUGGGGCUGGAGCGCCUGGUGGCUGUGCUUCAGGGGAAACGUUCCAACUACGACACGGACCUCUUUACUCCACUCUUCUCAGCCAUCCAACAGCAUUUCAGGUGCCCUGAAUACCGUGGCCAGACUGGAGUGGCUGACAAGUCAAAGGUGGACAUGGCGUACCGUGUCAUUGCCGACCAUAUCCGUGCUCUGACUGUAUGCAUUGCUGAUGGAGUAUACCCUGGCAUGUCAGGAGCACAGCUGGUCCUUAGACACAUUCUGAGACGGGCUGUGAGGUUCUCUACUGAGGUGCUAAAGUCGACCCCAGGGUCCCUGUCCAAGCUUGUUCCUACUGUAGUCCAUAUACUGGGUGACACUUAUCCAGAGGUGCUCAAAGAAACUGAUAGGAUUAUGGAUAUCAUCAAUGACAAUGAAGCCCAGUUCCUGUCCUCUCUGAAACAGGGGCGACGUGUAAUUGAUAGAACCCUCCAGAACAUGAAUGGAAGUACUGUAUUUCCAGGAUCUGUGGCCUGGUCCCUGCAUUGCCACCUGGGUUUUCCCCUUGACCUUUUAAGGCUGAUGGUGGAGGAGAAGGGUGUGGCUAUGGACACUGAGGCACUGGAUAGGUUAGCAUUGGAAAAUAAGAAGGUGAGGGCUCAAACCCAAGCCUCUGAACAUGACAGCUGUGUGGACCUGGAUGUGAAAGUCCUUCCUGAGCUCCAAGGAUUGGGCAUUACUUACACCAAUGACUUGCCAAAGUAUCAAUAUAGCCUGGGGCAGGAUGGGAGAUAUGUGUUCCUACCGUGUCACGCUACAAUACAGGCAUUGAUCUGUGGACAGGGACUGGUGCCUGAGGUGGAGAAAGGGCAGAGGUGUGGGGUCAUCUUUGACAAGACCUGCUUUUACACUGAACAAGGAGGACAAGACCAUGACCAAGGAUACUUCACUCAGGAAAUUCUACCGGAUGUCCUUUUCCCGGUGGAACAAGUGCACCUGGUAGGGGGUUACGUUGUUCAUCAGGUGACUGCUACUGAGAGGCUCAAGAGGGGAGACCAGGUCCAGCUCUUCUUGGAUGAGGGACAAAGGUUAGCCUGCAUGGUGAAACACACAGCCACACAUAUCCUCAAUCACUGCCUUCGACAACUGCUGGGGGAUGGGGUGGAGCAGCGGGGCUCCCAUGUCUCUGCUGACCACCUGCGCUUUGAUUUCAGUGUGAAGAGAUCAUUAAGUAUCCAACAGCUUCAAGAAAUUGAGAAAAUGAUACGAGAUAUUAUAGAAGGAAAUGAGCCUGUUUACAUAGAGGAGCUACCCCUGAAAGUUGCCAAAGGAAUACCGGGACUAAGAACUGUGGAUGAGGUGUAUCCUGACCCAGCCAGGGUUGUGUCAGUUGGAGUACCUAUUGCAGACUUGCUCAAAGGCCACAACAACAAGCCAGCAUCUGUUGAGCUCUGCUGUGGAACGCACUUGCUAAUGACCGGUGAGAUCCAGGACUUUGUUGUUGUGUCUGAGCGACAGAUUGCGAAGGGAGUAAGCCGCAUUGUGGCGGUCACAGGAGCCCAAGCUAAAGAGGCCAGGGAGGCAGGACGCGUACUAGAAUGCGAAGUGGAUUCUCUGAGGGUACGGCUGACAGCCGCUAGCCCCUCGCUGCCCGGAAUACACAGACUCUCCAAGGAAGCAGGCCUGCUCAUAGAUGCAGUGGAGAACACAGCCAUACCCCAGUGGCAGCGUAGAGAGCUUAGCAACCAGCUUAAAUCCCUUCAGAGGAGCAGCAACACAAUGAUUAGGAAGCUGGAAAUUGCUGAGGCUGCCAAGAAAGUCCAGAGCCUGCUGAAGAAACACACCAACAGGAGUCUUGUGGUGGAUACUGUGGAUACAGACUCAAUAUCUGUAGUGAUGAAGACGGUGAACCAGUACAGUGAUCAGGCUCCUGGGGUUAUGGUCAUGCUUCUGUCGCACCAGGAGUCGGGGAAAGUCCUUUGUGCCUGCCAGGUGCCCAAGGGCUUCAGCGCUUUCUCUGCAAAUGACUGGGCUCUGGCUGUCUGUGCUCACCUUGGAGGCAAUGCUGGGGGUUCCGAUACUGUAGCCAAAGGCACCGGAUCCGCUGUGGACAUUGCAGAGGCCAUCCAGUGGGCCAGGAACUUUGCGGAGGGCAGAAUGCAGCAACGGUGAUGGAGAGCCACCAGCAGCAAUAGGCUCCCUGUGAUAUAUGUAAAAAUACCAUGGUGCCAGUGUGCUCGCUUGUGGCAACCAGCCGUAGCUGCUUGUUUCAAUAUGUAUAUUUCUAUUUAAAUGAAUAAUACUUGUAAAAAAGAAAAAAUGAGGUGUAAAUUCUGCUUCCAGGUCUUGAUCACCAUGGUUUAAAUUACUUUAUGCUGCUAAAUAUACAGUUUUUGUUACAUUUUUAGACAAUUCUAUAUAUGCAUUGUAUGUGAAGUAAUGUAAGAAAGGUAAAUAUGUGUUCAUCCCAAAUGUGUGGGCUGAAAAAAUGCAGGUGCUAAAAGGGCAUGGUGGCACAGCAAGUAACGCUUCUGCGUCAUGGCACCUGGGUGGUGCGAGAACAUGCGUUUGAUCCCCCUUCAGUUUGUGUGACGUUUGCAUGUUCUCCCUAUUUCUGUAUAGGUCUUUUCUGGGUGCUCUGGUUUUCUCAUCAUUUGAAGGCAUGUAGUUCAGUUCUGAUGCUAAAUGGGCUGUAGUGUGUGAAUGGGUGAGUGGUAUAAAUGCAAUACAAAGAUGAGAAUGUAACACACUUGUUUUGGCCAUCAGCCUUCCUCAAGCACUGGGAACAUGAAUAGAACAUGCAAAUAACACAGAAUAAUAUCUUAAAAGCUGCAUACACCAGUAAAGAUGAUCGGGCGAACAGUGAGUAAAACAAUUUGUUGGACACCGGCAUACUUUUUAAUUCUUUAGGUGAGACUUCUUUCUACACAAAAAUGUUCAACUGUAUUCAUUCAAUUGAAAUGUAUUUUUUCAUUAGUAUUUGUCAGCAAAACUAAGAGAACUUUUAUUAUUAAAAAAUGUAAACAUUGCUUGUAUGCCAAUAAAUUUGAUGAAAACUGUACUUAAAAGUACAUAAUGCAACUGAAAAAAGGGGUGGUCAUAUAGUCGUAUUUAAGAAUGUCCCAAA
This is a messenger RNA of Scleropages formosus (Asian bonytongue), 3937 nucleotides long. RefSeq names its product alanyl-tRNA synthetase 2, mitochondrial (putative) (gene aars2). Gene Ontology annotation, biological process: alanyl-tRNA aminoacylation. Bases 1 to 2982 code for a protein of 993 amino acids. Lineage: Eukaryota; Metazoa; Chordata; Actinopteri; Osteoglossiformes; Osteoglossidae. Gene Ontology annotation, cellular component: cytoplasm; mitochondrion. Gene Ontology annotation, molecular function: alanine-tRNA ligase activity; nucleic acid binding; ATP binding. The record is from RefSeq and is a predicted model, not a curated record. The transcript has 22 exons.